This is a messenger RNA of Betta splendens (Siamese fighting fish), 2549 nucleotides long. RefSeq names its product sodium/hydrogen exchanger 2-like. The record is from RefSeq and is a predicted model, not a curated record. The transcript is spliced from 12 exons. Lineage: Eukaryota; Metazoa; Chordata; Actinopteri; Anabantiformes; Osphronemidae. Gene Ontology annotation, biological process: regulation of pH; sodium ion transport; proton transmembrane transport. Gene Ontology annotation, cellular component: membrane. The coding region runs from base 17 to 2194 and encodes 725 amino acids. Gene Ontology annotation, molecular function: sodium:proton antiporter activity.
GCAGCAUGGCAGCAGGAUGCUCGCUCCGCGGACUCUCUCGCUGCUUCUCUCUGCCUCUCUGCUGGGUUUUUCGGGCCUGACCCUCCCGGCCGAGCCCCCUCCUCAUCCCCACCACCCGCCUCCUCAGCCGGGCCUCAACGGCAGCGAUGGCGCCCUGUCUGCGGAUCUGCCCGUGGCCUUGAGGGUGUUCAGCGUGGACUACCACCAUGUGCAGGCUCCCUUCGAGAUCGUGCUGUGGAUCAUGCUGGCUUCACUGGCCAAAUUAGGCUUCCACUGGUCGGGCCGCGUCCCUGCAGUGGUGCCAGAGAGCUGCCUGCUCAUCAUGGUGGGCCUGCUGGUGGGAGGCGUCAUCUACGGCGUCAGACACUCCGCCCCCCCGACGCUCAGCGCCGAGGCCUUCUUCCUCUUCCUGCUCCCGCCCAUCGUCCUGGAUGCGGGGUACUUCCUGCCGGGGCGGCUGUUCUUUGAAAACCUUGGUACCAUCCUCUGGUACGCUGUGCUCGGGACCCUGUGGAACGUGCUGGGCAUCGGCCUGUCUCUGCACGGCGUGUGCCUGCUGGCCUCCGCCUCCCUGGGGGACGUCUCCCUGCUGCACUGCCUGCUCUUCGGCUCGCUCAUCGCCGCCGUGGACCCGGUGGCCGUGCUCUCCGUGUUCCAGGAGGUGCGCGUCAACGAGCAGCUGCACAUCCUGGUGUUCGGGGAGUCGCUGCUCAACGACGCGGUGACCGUGGUGCUCUACAAGCUGUUUGAGUCCUUCCUGCGCCUGCCGUCGGUGUCGGGGCUGGACGUGCUGCUGGGGGGGUGCCGGGUGCUGGCUGUGGGCCUCGGCGGCCUGUGCGUGGGCCUGUUCUUCGGCCUGGUGGCGGCGCUCACCUCGCGCUUCACCUCCAGGGCCCCGGUCAUCGCCCCGCUCUUCGUCUUCCUCUACUCCUACCUGUCGUACCUGACCUCAGAGAUGCUCCACCUCUCUGGCAUCACGGCCAUCGUGACCUGCGCCGUCACCAUGAAACAGUAUGUGGAGGCCAACGUGUCCGAGCACAGCAACAUUAGCAUCCAGUACUUCCUGAAGAUGUGGAGCAGCGUGAGUGAAACGCUCAUCUUCAUCUUCCUGGGCGUGUCCACCAUACAGGACAUCCACAUGUGGAGCUGGCCCUUCGUCUUCUCCACGCUGCUGCUCUGUCUCGUCUGGAGAGCCUCAGGCGUUCUGCUUCUGACCGCGGUGGUGAACAAGCUCCGGAGGAACGCCGUGACCUUCAGGGACCAGUUCAUCAUCGCUUACGGCGGCCUGAGAGGAGCCAUCUGCUUCUCUCUGGUCUUCCUCAUCGACGAUUUCCCAAAGAAAAGGCUCUUCAUAACAACAACUAUUGUAGUGAUUCUCUUCACUGUUUUUGUUCAGGGGAUGACCAUAAAACCGCUGGUGGAGCUGCUGGAUGUGAAGAGGAAGAAGAGAGCUCUGCCCACUGUCAGUGAGGAGAUUCACAGCCGGCUCAUAGAUCACCUGCUGGCAGGCAUAGAAGAUGUGGUUGGUUAUUGGGGACAACACUACUGGAAAGACAAGUUUGAGCAGUUCAACAGGAAGUACCUGCGUCGCUUCCUGAUCCGCGAGGACCACCAGGCUCCCUCCAGCAUCCUCAGAGUCUACCAGGAACUGGAGAGACGCGAGCAGAGAGGAGACGAGGAGGCGCCACCAGUGGACCCUCGCCGCCACGGCCGCCCCCUCUUGCCGGAGGAGAUGGACAGCAUCAGGCGCAUCCUCUCCAGAAACCUGCAGCGUUUUAGCAACAAGGUCGGUGGACGUGGCUCCUCAGGAACCAACGCUUUAUGUCACACACUGAGUGUAACCGCUGGCGUCCGUGGUGCCACUGCAGCAGACGCCGGCCUACAGCAGACACGCCUUGCACCAGGACGCCGCUGUGGAGCGGCCCAGGAGGCCCCUUCACUCACACCAGAGCUUAGGGGAACCAUGCACACAUCACACUGUCACGCACCGGCCACAGCAGGCGGAGGACAGAGAGUUCAGUGGAGCCCACAGAGUGAGGGCCGGACUCAGCAGGUCUCACACAGUGUGCUCCAUAAGCCCGACGCUCUCACCGGGGGACCCGUCAGCCUCGGCUCAGGGUGUGAGAGUGGACCCAGAACCUCCAGAGGCCCACACAUCCUCACGACACCAAGCGCCGGAGGACAGAACCGCUAAGAAGCAACUUAGCUUCAUUUUGCAGAAUGAGCAGCAGCAAUGAGAACACAGUGUGGAAAAAGAGCUCAAAUGUGUGUGUGUUGAGUCAUUUGAAUUGGCCUCAUGAUAAGAUAAGUCCCUCACAUCCUUUUUUGCUGUAGAGUUUUGGGGUUGUGAGACUAAGACGAUAAAAGGUUUUAGUAAUUUCAUGCACAUCAUCCAAUUAGAAUUGUUAAAAUGGAUUAAAUAAUUAGCCUCCUGGUUUUUAUCAUUCUGAGUGUAUGGCAAUUACAAUAAAGCUCUCAGCUCCGUGUUUCACCUCCUCAACUGCUCUGGUGGACGUUUGAGGGUCAUUUGCAUCACUAGUCUAAUUCAA